Messenger RNA from Sphaerulina musiva SO2202, 2241 nucleotides. RefSeq names its product cercosporin resistance protein. Gene Ontology annotation, cellular component: nucleus. The coding region runs from base 182 to 2152 and encodes 656 amino acids. The transcript is spliced from 3 exons. Gene Ontology annotation, molecular function: zinc ion binding; DNA-binding transcription factor activity, RNA polymerase II-specific; transcription cis-regulatory region binding. The record is from RefSeq and is a predicted model, not a curated record. Gene Ontology annotation, biological process: regulation of DNA-templated transcription. NCBI's taxonomy places the organism in Eukaryota, Fungi, Ascomycota, Dothideomycetes, Mycosphaerellales, Mycosphaerellaceae.
CUCCCUCCCGGCUGUCGUUCCUGUCGUUCUCUCUAUAUAAGGAUGUUCAUAGUCUGCAGAUACAUGUAUCAUGUGAUUGGCUGGGAAGUUGAUCACUCGUUGAUGCCAUAGAAGCGCAUUCUGACUUCCACACCAUCCAAUCCUGCAUGCUCAAUACAGCCUGUUCAGACCAGGACAUCAUAUGGAGUCCAAUUCUGCCCCAGGGGAUGCCCACGAUGCCAUACCAUCGGCACCACAAAAAAGAGGGAGAGCGUGCGAGGCCUGCUCGAAGAUCAAGAUCAGGUGUUCCCUGGGGCAAGCAUCCGAAAAAGCGGUGCCACCUUGUGAAAGAUGCGUAAGACUCAAUAAGGAAUGCGUGUUGACGCUGCCAAAGCGUCAGAAGGAUCGUGUGGCUGAGCUUGAAGCACAAGUCGCUACGCUGACCCGACUCCUCGAGAGUCAACGAAUCCAAAUAUCAGCUGAGCCAUCGAGGAGCGAUGCUUCCGGUGAUGCUGUUGCAACAGCUCCCUCUUCGCAGACAGCGGCCAAGAAGCGAAGGUUGGAGGAGCGUCAAGAUGCGGCCAGCAUCGCUUUCCCCGAGCCAAGUGACGCAGACAUGUCAGAUAUCCAAAAACUGGAUCGAGUGCUCUCAUAUGAACUCCAGGAGCGUACAAUAUUUCGCUACGAGGCCGAAAUCGUGCCCCUCUUCCCUGUAGUCCUACUCCCAGUGGAUAAUACAUUACAAAGCUUGAGAGCUAACAAAAGAAUACUGCUAUUGGCCUGCCUGUACGCCGCCAGUCCUGGUUUUCUAUCCCUGGACGAACAAGAGCACAUUGCCCAGCUACUUUUGGAUGGCCUUUCCUCAAGGGCUGUAGCACCCGGCGAGGAGGCGCUCGAGCUGGUACAAGCGAUCCAGAUCUCAUGUCUGUGGUAUAGAUCGCCAAAACAUCACAGACGUGCUGCGGUCUAUCAGCUCAUUGAUCUUGCUUCUGGUCUUGCCAAUGACCUGAACGGGACUGGGCCACUUGCUCCUCUUGGCAAAGGGCUGAGCCUCGACGCCGAAUCGUGCGAAGCAGUCGAGAGUUGGCGGGCAUGGCUAGGCUGUCACAUCCUCUCUGCAUCAAUGUCGAUUCUCAUGAGGAAGCCAAUCACAGUGGUAUGGACGGAGCAACAUGAACAAGCUCGUCUGAUGCUGCAAUACUCGCCAGUCAACGAGUCAUCCGAUCGAUGGCUCGCGCAGUACAUCCGAGCCGAACGACUUUGCGAAGAGGUGGCUGAGCAGAUGGAAUUCAGCAACUUAUCGUAUUGCCACGAUGUCUCUGAGCCUGCAACGAGAAAUAGAGUGCAGACUUGCAGAAACAAGAUUUUGAACUGGAAAAUGGCAAUUCCACAGGAUCUCCGAUCGCCAUUGCUGCUGUUCUGGGAGCACGUUGCGACAGCAUACAUGCAUGAGACGGUUUUACACACGUCGACGAACAAGGAAAGCUUCUCUGCGCCUUAUAUGGCAGAACGACUGUCCUUGUCUGACUUUCCGAUCCCGGUUAUCACGCAAGACCAUAUUACGGCCGUCUACGAGCUGACGGCUGCUGUUCAAGCAGUGUUGUCACUUUACACGAGUUUGGACACUUUGACCCUGAUUGCGUCGCCAAGUUUAGUAUAUGCCACGCGGGCUGCAUACUCGCUCUACAUCCUCGCAAAGCUGCACAUCGCCGUGACGAUGCCUGGCAACACUCUCGGCUCCGUCAUCGACAGCUCGAUUGUAGCCUUGCCCGUGUACGCGGACAUGCUAACUACCACUGGCGCCCGAGUGAAACUCGUAGAUGAACGCUGUGGGCCUUCUCGCAUCAUGCAGACGGGACCUGCUAUGAAAGACUGGUUUACGAACUAUACUUCAUUUCUCGUUUCGCAAUCUGCCCUCCAUACGACGUUACAGCCAGAUACACAAGCAUUCGAGGAGUACACGAGAAAUUCUACAUCAGCACCGAUAACACCACCAGUGGUAGUUGUUCCGCAUGGUUCAAAUCAGCUCCUCGGUGAUACUAGUAGUAGUAGUAACAACAGCAGUACCAUGCCGACGACCGAUUGGGAGAAUGUGUUGUUAUUAUACGGAGAUAGUGGGGGCGCGGAUUAUGGCUUUGAUCAGCUUUUCGCGGAAUCUAAUAUUGCACUGUGAUGUGGUGCAGUGGAAAGGAUCUCGUAGUAGAUAGAAGCAUUCUUUUGCACUCUACGAUAUCAGUAAUUAUCUCUACUCUGUCAUGAUAU